CAUUAUAGAUUUGACGCCAGUCUGAUAUUAGCAGCCUACAGUAUAAAUGUCAGUGAUCAGGCUCCGGUGUAUCGUUCUAGCAACUCUGUUCUAGUGUAGCGUUCAGUGCACAUACCGAUUGUCAUACUGCAGUGUUUAUAUUCUUGUGUGAUAACGUCCAAUUAAAAAGACAAAUAUGUCUCUCGUAGAUAUUUUACCGAACGAAAUAUUUUUAAUGAUUUUUGAUUUAUAUGACGUAUAUACUUUAUUACAGCUCAACAGGAUGUAAACCGUUAUUAUCUUCGUAUAAUUCUAAAUUUAUUACGUAUUACAACUGGAAAUAUGAACUUCCUGAUAUGAAUUACUACCAUAGGGACGAAUUCGUUAUUGAGUCCUUAGAAAAUAUGAGAAGCAUAAAAAUAAAAGACAUGUGUCUAAUAAUGACUGAAAAUGCAACUUGGUUUUAUGUCAAGAAGAAACUUGCAGCUUUUAAUCGUUCAGAGGACGGUACCCUUACAGGAGGAAGGAUUAUUGGAUUGUGUAACUGUCAAUUUUCAAGCAUUGCUUAUUGCAAUGAUAUAAUUAUAAGCGGCCACGUAGAUGGUAGUAUUAAGCAUUGGAAAAUUGAAUCACGGAAUAACAUUAAUAAUAUUCAACAAUUAAAAGCACAUUCCAAUGUAUAUGGUGAACACGUUUCGAACAUUGAAGCAACACCGCAACAUAUUAUAUCAAGUUCUUCAAAUUUAAUAAAGAUACAGAAAAAUUCCCUUGAAGAUGAUGAUUUUGCGGAAGAAAACGAAACAAUUUAUAGCGUCAAAAAAUUGAUUCAGUCAAUUUCAUUAGAUCCUACAGGAACAAAAGUUGCUGCUAGUGCCGAAAAAUCGUUACUAAUUUAUGAUAUUACUACAAAUUGUAAGGAAAUGGAUGAAUGUAUAAAUGAUAAUACUUGUUCUCAACUACUAUGGCAAGAUCCUCACUCUAUUCUCAUGCUGUAUAAACAACAGGUUAAAAAAAUGGAUAUAAGAACACCCGCAUUUGUACGUACAUGGGAUGCUUCUGUCCUAGACAGUAAUUAUGAAUUAUAUAGUUUUUCUUCAGAUUAUUUGUAUACUAUUAUAACCGGGACGAAUAUUGGCACAGUGCUUCUAUGGGAUCAAAGAUACAAUGAUUGCGUUCAAACGUAUGAUAUAGAUUGUAUUUAUAAAAACCCUAUAUAUUCUGUGGAAUUUGAUAGCACCCAUAUGUAUGCUGCGACACGAAACGAGGAUUUGAAUGAAUUGUUGUUUAAGGAAAGAUACUAUUGUGACCGCGCAAAAAGGAAGAAGUAUUUUAGCAAGUUUGUAUAAAUAAAAAAUGUUAACUAAUUAUU
This is a messenger RNA of Linepithema humile (Argentine ant), 1348 nucleotides long. RefSeq lists its product as uncharacterized. Gene Ontology annotation, molecular function: protein binding. The record is from RefSeq and is a predicted model, not a curated record. NCBI's taxonomy places the organism in Eukaryota, Metazoa, Arthropoda, Insecta, Hymenoptera, Formicidae.